Messenger RNA from Spirodela intermedia, 1492 nucleotides. The record is from the annotation of a GenBank genome assembly. Lineage: Eukaryota; Viridiplantae; Streptophyta; Magnoliopsida; Alismatales; Araceae.
AUGGAUCCCCAGCCCGAGCCAGUCAGCUACAUCUGCGGAGGUAAUUAUUCUCUAUAUCUGCCGUUCCUAUGUAUUUAAAUCGAAACUCCUUUCUUCUAGAAUUCACUCCUUGAAAAAAAACCAAAAUCAAACUUAACUACACCUUGUGUAUUGUUUCAGAUAAUUUUAGAAGAACAUUUGCGUCAUCUAAUUUCACGAUAUUUUUUGGAGAAGUUCCUUCAUUUUCCUUUUCAUGAUAUUCAUUUUAAAUUAUGUUUGCAUUAACUAUUCAUCUUUUAGAUUGCGGAGGGGAGAACACGUUGAAGCCUGGUGACGUGAUACAGUGCCGGGAGUGUGGGUAUCGCAUACUGUACAAGAAGCGGACUCGUCGAAGUGAGUCGUUAUGAUACUAUUCAGCUUUUCCUGGCCCGUCGCUUCUUUUUAUUGUUUUAUCCGCUUUAUGUUUGACUGAGUUCUCUAUGGCUGUAGAGUACCUAAAAGAUGAAAUCUCUGAAACACGAGGGAAAAGGAAUUUUUUUGGAACUCAUUGGUUGAUAGAAGAAGACCUAAUGUCCUAGGCUGAUAUAUUUAUUAGAGUUAUAUGUUUUAACAUCAGUAGAUCCAACUAUAAUUUUUUUUCUCAUGGUUUUUAGUGUAAAUGUCCCGUUGGAUGCUUAUUCAAGGUUCUUCUAAUCCACUGUUUUGGAUUUAAUUAGAGCGGAUAUGGUUGGAUUCAUUGUUUGAUAGCUGAAUUAGACUAGAAUAUCGUCUAUGGAUAGUAGCAGACCUCGAGAAUUCAUUUGUAUGGAAAUCGUAGGGACCAGAAAUCGCGUAUACUCUCAUAUUGGUGACAUUAUUGUUGCUUUAAUCGGGGCAGUAGAGAAUUUUUUCCUUUUUGUUGUUAAUUCACGGGUAUAGAAUAGAAACGUUUUUCUUUGUUCCCACAGACAGAGAGCUCAUUGUGAGUAGGAGGGAGAGGAAGGGAGAACUACUUGAUGGGCGAUCUCUAUUAAUACCUAAAGGAAUUCACUUAGGUGUAGUCUAUCGGUGAUUGAGAAGGCCACUCCCCAUAGGGAAGUUUGUGCAGGGUUGGCCUGGAUCACUUUCAUUUUUCUUCUUUUGGGUUUUAUCAGUGAAUCAAUUAACGAAUUGUACGUUCUUCUCCGUUAAGCCAUAAACAAAAAGGCAUUCCGAUCCAGAUUUGGGCUGGUUCUGUCGUAUCUCAUAUCUGGUGAAUUAAUCCAUCCUACCCAAGCAACCCCUCAGUUUCUUCCCCCCUCCUUAGUUAGAAUGUGAUGAAGUUAUAACCAUCUAAGUUUUAUAUUCUGCCCAGAAGGAAAAGUAAGAUUGGAGACCUGCUUCUGAUGGCUUGAUUCUGGGGUUUCUUUACUCUCCAUGAGUACCUGCUUCUGGCUGAUUCUUAGAGUAAAGAAUCAUUAUGUAAUGAUCAUAUCGAUUUACUUAUUCAUACGGCAUUCAUUUUCUGGCAGUCGUUCAAUACGAAGCUCGUUGA